UCACUGUGUGCAGCAUUGAUUUGACGCCGGUCUGAGGUAAUAACAGAGGCAUCGAUUCCUCUUGAUAUUCUAAGCAGAUUCGGGUUUUUCCGGCCCAGUACUGUCCUAAAAUGACAGAUAGGAGGAUUUGACAGAGACUUACGGACUAACUCCGGGGCUGAAGAAGGUAAAAUGAUGUUAAAAUCUCCCAGUUUGUCCUGCUUUAACACUCAGAGUCUGUUCACGGCAGCUAGCUGCUUUUAGCUCGAUCAUUCUCCCUUUCUUUUCCCCGAAUUCCGUUUCAUCCCCACUUCAACCCCCAAAAUCUCCGCUUUCCCCAAGUUUCCCCGCGUGUAACGUGAAAAAAAUCCCAGUGUGAUCAAAUAAAACCGUAAAAAUAAUCAGUGAUCAGUUCACACAGAAGAUGGGUUCGAUUUACAGGAAUAUUUACGGGAUUUAACCACACGUCAUGAAAUCUCGCGAGAGAAAAUGAGAGGAGCUCCGUCGGACUGUUUGUCUUUUUACAACAAAUUUAAUUUAUUUUCAGUUUUAACUAUUAUUUUAACUCAACUCAACUUUAUUUGUAAAGCACUUUAAAACAACCACAGCUGAACAAAGUGCUGUACAUAAAUGGACAAAACAACGCAGCCGUAAAAAAACAAUCAAAACAAUGGAUAAAAUGAAAGCAGAAUUAGAAACUAAAAUGUAGUUUCAAUGUUUUUAAAAACAAAUUUAAAAACAUAGAAACAAAUAACUAAAAAUAAACCAUAAAACACUUAAACAGGAGCCUAGUGUCAUGCAACGUUAAAAGCCAAUGAAUAAAAAUGGGUUUUAAGACGAGUCUUAAAAAUGGACAGUGUGGGGGGCUUGUCUAAUUUGGAGGGGUAGCUCGUUCCAUAAUUUUGGGGCUGUAACAGAAAAAGAUCUAUCCCCUCUGAGCUUCAGUUUUGACCUCGGUACCUCCAGGAGCAGCUGAUCAGCUGACCUGAGGCACCGAGCAGGGGUGUAGGGGUGGAGAAGCUCAGAGAGGUAAGAUGGAGCCAGACCAUUUAAAGAUUUAAAAACAAAUAAAAGAAUCUUAAAAUGGACUCUAAAAUGCACAGGUAACCAGUGGAGGGAGGCCAGGAUGGGAGUAAUGUGCUCCCUCUUAGGUACUCCAGUUAAGAGUCUGGACUAACUGGAGACGUGAGAGGGAGGACUGGCUGACUCCAAUAUAAAGUGCAUUACAGUAAUCCAGCCGAGAUGUAACAAAGGCAUGGAUUACUGUUUCAAAGUGCUUAUGUGCAAGGAAUGGCUUUGCCUUGGCAAGCUGCUUAAUAUGGUAAAAGCUAGAUUUCACAACUGAGCUAAUUUGCCUGUCAAAUUUAAAAUCACUGUCCAUCUUCAAACCCAAAUUUGAGACGGUUGGCUUUAAAUAGUCUGCUAAAAUACAGGAGGGGAUUGACACGGGCCACUGGGACCAAAGACCAUCACUUCUGUUUUUCUCUCAUUGAAAUUUAAAAAUAUAAAGCCAUCCAGGCUUUGAUGUCUUCAAGACAUGCCAGAAGUGGAGUGAGGGAGAAAGCAUUUUUCUUAUUAAGUGGCACAUAUAUCUGACUGUCAUCAGCAUAACAAUGAAAAGAAAUGCCAUGCUUUCUUAAGAUGGAGCCCAGGGGCAGCAAAUACAAAGAAAAGAGCAGGGGCCCUAAAAUCGACCCUUGUGGAACCCCAUACGGCAGUGGAGCAGAGCUGGACUCUGUAUCGCCAAGGCUCACACUCAUUGUGCUGUCUGUCAAAUAAGACUCGAACCACUCUAGUGCAGUACCACGGAUACCUAUAGGGUGGCGUAGUCGAGCCACCAGAGUAUUGUGGUCCACUGUGUCGAAAGCUGCAGUUAGAUCUAACAGAACAGGAAUAACAUAAUCACCAGAGUCAUUUGCCUGGAGGAUGUCAUUAAAGACUCUUAAUAAAGCAGACUCUGUGCUGUGACGAGUUUUAAAACCAGACUGGAAGACCUCCAAGACCCCUUGCUCAUCCAGAAAAGACUCUACCUGAACAUGAACAACUUUCUCUAAAUUUUUUUAAAUAAAGGGAAGUUUGGAGAUUUAACUUAGUUUGAAUGAUCUCUGUCUGAACUAAAACACCAAAGCUGUUCAAUAAAAAUAAACCAACAAUUUAAUCAUCAGGAAGAUCAUAACUUUCAAAAUAAGAGUCAAUUAACUGUCAUUACAAAGAUGUGGGUGAAACAAGAAUAAUCAAAGUUAAAGUUAAAAACGGACAUAGCAGAGGGGCUGGACUAGUUUGAGGUUCCUGAAGACGUUUCACCUCUCUUCUUUGAUUUUUAAUAAUGACAUAAUGUAAUAAUGAAAUAUUGUAAUAAUAAACUCCCCUUCCUCUCUAAGAUCGUGGAGAAAGUUGUUUUUAGUCAACUGCAAUCAUUUUUAGACAGAAACAGCAUCCUCAAGGUGUUCCAAUCUGGUUUUAAAGCACAGCACAGCACUGAAAUAGCACAUUUAAAGGUUUUUAAUGAUAUUUUAUUGCUCACUGAUUCUGGAGAUUCAGCUGCUCUUGUCCUUUUAGAUCUGCAGCUUUUGUCGAUCACAAUAUUUAAUUUCUCGUCUUGAACAUUGGGUGGGGAUUAAAGAUAUUGCCCUGGAGUGGUUCAGGUCAUACCUGGCUGACAGGAGCUUCUCUGUCAGCCUCCUCCUCAGCUCCUCUGAUGCCACCUCCUCCUCAGCUCCUCUCCCAUGUGGAGAACCCCAAGGUUCUAUUCUUGGCCCAGUCCUUUCCUCCCUAUUUAUGCUCCCCCUGGGAUCUAUAUCUGUAAAAUAUAACAUUUCUUUUCAUUUCUAUGCUGAUGAUACGCAGCUGUGUUUACCCCUGAAAUUAGGAGCUUCAAAUUGCCUUGGGCCCACUGUUGGACUGUCUUAGGGACAUUAAAACCUAGAUGCCUCUUAAUUUUCUUACAUUAAAUGAGAGUAAGACUGAAGUUGUUGUCUUUAGACCACAUGGCAGCAGCCCCAGAGCAGGGGGGUAUUCCAUGAAGCUGGCUAAAGAAGGCUGGGCUAUCACCGGUAAGCGUGGCUUGAAUAAGCGGCCACUUUAAUCUUAGCUGCGACUCGUUCCACUAACGAGGCUCAGCUGUUUCUCAUCAACUCUUAUUGUAGCCAGGCUGAUCCAAGCCGCGGCUAUGCGCGCCUCCGCGGUACAUAAAAAGCCCCGUAAAAAGACGUAUUGAUUGUCAAAAUGACGAGAUCAUGGGGAAAAAAAGGGCAGAGCGGAGUCUUUCUCAGCAGCGGAGCAAACACUCCUCAUGGAGUUGUACAAAGAGUACAAGGGAAAAAUUCAAAAGAAGGGCAACACUGUUGCGAUUGUGAAAGCCAGGGAGAUGGCGUGGUUAAGUAUCGCAGACCGUUUAAAUUCGUAAGUUAUAGCCGACAAAUAUUUUACAACCGACACGUCUUGAUGCAGUCAGCCUGCUUGGCUGUCUAAUUUUAUUCCUCACUUAUGCAUAUGUACUGUAAACACUUUUUUUUUUUUUUUUAACUUUUCAUCUCAUGUAUGUGCAGCUCACUCAUACAGUCUGUCAGCCUCUGUGCAGCACCUUCUCAGCAAGCAGGGGCACCUACAGCAGCAGGGGGCGCCAAUUUGACAAGAGUUAAUACAAAACCACUUUGUGUUGCAGAUUUAUCAUUAUUAUUAUCUUUUUUUUUUCUUUUUUGGAAGUGCUCGUGCCGCCCCCCAUGAAUCAUGACACAAAUGCCUCCCCGGAUGGCUGCCCGGUUCGCCCGUGCCUAGAACAGCUACUGUAAUUUAGGCAUAAUUCAUGUUCUUGAUUUGACAAAUAGUCAAAUCAAGUCAAGUCAAGUUUAUUUGUAUAGCACAUUUCUGCAGCAGGGCAAUUCAAGGUGCUUUACAUGAAACAAGCAGGCAAAACAUUUAACAUAAUUUGAAAAGUAUAAACAGCGUAAAAGACAUUUAACAAAUUAAAAGUUACAUUCAAAGCUAAAAUUAGGUUGGAGAUAAAAGAAGACAAAGCUUAGAUUGGAGAGAGAGAAAAAAAAAGGAUCAAGACAGGCAAAUGAUGAAAAUGUUGUUUAGAGGCCUCAGGUUUGAUUUAAUGAUAGGCCACGGCAAACAUAUGGGUUUUCAGCUGUGAUUUAAAAGAGCUGAGAGUUUCAGCAGACUUACAGUUUUCAGGGAGUUUGUUCCAGAUAUGAGGAGCAUAAAAACUAAAAGCUGCUUCUCCACGUUUAGUUCUGACUCUGGGGACAGAGAGCAGACCUGCUCCUGAUGAUCUGAGCGGUCUGGAUGGUUCGUAACGUACCAGCAGAUCAGAAAUGUAUUUUGGUCCUGAACCAUUCAGUGCUUUAUAAACCAGUAAUAGUAUCUUAAAAUCAAUUCUUUGGCAGACAGGAAGCCAGUGUAAAGAUCUGAGAACUGGGGUGAUAUGAUGUACUUUCUUGGUCUUAGUGAGGACUCGAGCAGCAGCAUUCCGAAUCAGUUGGAGCUGUCUGAUGGAUUUUUUGGGGAGACCUGUGAAGACACUGUUACAGUAGUCGAGUCUGCUGAAGAUAAAUGCAUCGACAAGCUUUUCCAAAUCCUGCUGGGUCAUCAGUCCUUUAACCCUUGAUAUAUUCUUCAGGUGAUAGUAGGCUGACUUUGUAAUUGUCUUUAUGUGGCUGUUAAGAUUCAGGUCUGAGUCCAUGACAACACCAAGGUUUCUGGCUUGGUUUGUGCUUUUUAACAUUAUCGAUUGAAGCUGAGCGCAGAAUUUUAAUCGAUCUUCUUCUGCUCCAAAUACAAUUACUUCAGUUUUAUCUUUGUUUAGUUGAAGAAAAUUCUGACACAUCCAAUCAUUGAUUUGUUCAAUGCACUGACUCAGUGUUUGUAUUGGAUUGUAGUCGCCUGGCGAUAUGGUUAUGUAAAUCUGUGUGUCGUCUGCAUAAUUAUGGUAAGAUAUUUUGUUGUUUGCUAUGAUUUGAGUUAGAGGGAGCAUGUAGAUGUUGAAUAGGAGUGGCCCCAGAAUGGAGCCUUGGGGAACCCCACAUGUCAUUUUUGUUAGCUCUGAUGUGUAAUUACCUAGAGACACAAAGUAGUCUAUAUCCUUUAGGUAGGAUGCAAACCAGUUUAGUACUGUUCCAGAAAGUCCCACCCAAUUUUCCAGUCGAUCGAGUAGGAUGCUGUGGUCAACCGUGUUGAAAGCGGCACUGAGAUCGAGCAAUACUAGGACUGAAAUUUUGCCAUUGUCUGAGUUUAAGUGGAUGUCGUUAAAGACUUUGAUAAGAGCAGUCUCAGUGCUGUGGUGUGGUCGAAACCCUGACUGGAAAACGUCAAAACAGUUGUUUAGGACUAAGAAGUUGUGAAGCUGUUGGAAGGCUGCUUUUUCAAUGAUUUUGCUUAAAAACGGGAGGUUCGAUAUAGGCCUAUAAUUGUUCAUUACUAAGUUGUCUAGGUUGCUUUUUUUUAGGAGAGGCUCUAUGACAGCAGUUUUCAGGACCUGUGGAAAGACACCUGACAGAAGUGACAUGUUGACAAUCUGUAAAAGAUCUGAUACCAUGCAAUUAGAAACUGUUUUAAAGAAAUAGAUAUCCAUAAUGGAUUAGUAUAGCAGCUACAGGUAAGACCUAAAACCAAAGGAGGCAAACUUAGACAAAAAGUGAAGAAAAACAUGUACCUGGAGAUGUCUUUCUUUUUUUUCUUUUUUUUUAUUAGGGAUGAUGGUGGCACAGCGCCCUUCAUUUAAUUAAGGGAGAAGACACAAAUGAGCUUGUACACAGAAUAGUCAUGCCACCAUUUGCCAUCACCUUUACAUUAUCAUCAUCAUAAUCAGAAUGGAUGUCUGAAUGUUGCAGCCUUCAGUGUUUUGGAUGAGAUCAUUUGUGCCUUUAUUCUGUUAUGUGUUGACAGUACAUUGAGAGUCACAGAAUAAAAGAUAGAAAGUCAGAUAUUUCCAGAUAAUUACCGCUGACGGGAUCGAGCCCACAGAGCAGUGAAAAACACAUUCUACCGACACUCCUCUUUACCCACUCAGCUACUGAAUUUCUCUUUCUCUUUGAGGUUGGCGUAGUAUUGGGUAUGUCCAAAUUGUCGUGGAAGUUUUUUCCGUUGCUGCUAGUGAAGAAUGAAAUAGAGACUUUUGGCAGCUGACAAGGUUUUAUUUUCUUUGCAAAGAAAAGGUCAAUCUGCAUACGAGCAGUCAGAAUCAAGAAAGACCCAGAACAUGGGGAAACCUGAACAUUUAUGCUUGUUAUGUUGGCAUCUUUUGUUUUCUGAGGGGACCAUCACUCCACCCCCCUGGGGUGGUGGUGGGGACGUUUCACACCUGGAGCAUCCUGCAGGAUGUUGUUUCUUGCUGGGAAAGUAAGAGGUCUAGACAUCACAAUUAACUGAUAUGUUGGUAGGAAAGUCUGUUGUGGGGGGCACCUCAAGCAGUUCUAACAAAAUUACAAUUACACCGGAUUCCCGUAUUCCUAUGUUGUUUUAAAAAGUUCUCAAUUUAUUUUUCCGAACAAGAGCAUCAUUUAUUACAGAUAAAGAUGAAAUUACUGUGUGACAUGCGGUUCACAAAGCGUCUUCUGGAAGCCCGUCGGACCUUCUCUGAGACGCAGCUAAGGUUAGCUUGACUGUAAGCCUGCCUGGGACCAGGGGCCUGUUCUACGAAGCAGGAUUACUGCUUAGCGAGGUAACUUCGAGGAUAAGUUCGGGGUUUCCUGUUCUACGACGCGGGUUCACUUCUUAGCGAGGCGAGUCUCCAUGGCAACAUACACUGAACGGCUAACCUGCUCCGGGGGUUAAGGUUAAGUUCCAGAUUGAACUCACCGAGUAUAAAAACCCCGCCCACUGACCAAUGAGCUCUCUCGAAAAACGGCUUGUCCGUUCUUGGAGGAUCCUAUAGACCUCGGUGGUCGCAUUGUCCGAGGAGGAGCACUCCGGCGCGCAAGAGUUUAUAGGGACCGCACGGACCCACUGACUUUUCCGGAUGACCACCUUUAUGAAAGGCUCAUAUGGCCGACAUAUCACACAAAACAUGUAAACACGAUAGGAAUGAACAAAUGAGUGAAUUUAUCUUGGAAAUGAAUGGGCAUGAGCUGCAUGGGCUGUGUGAUCACAGACAACAUCUCGGUACUAUUUGGUAGCAGCGCACGUCCCUUAUAAUAACCCCCGUAAAUACUGUUCUUCAGGACUGCUUACUUGUGCUUCCUACCUACUGUAAUAACCGUUGUUCUAGCCCACAUGCAACAUUUUUGUUCUCAUUCAUGAAACGCUUAAAUCAGGGACAUUUUCGGGGACAGCUUUAGCCGGGGACAGAUCAUCCAAUUCGGGGACUGUCACCUUAGUUAAAAGCGCAUGUUGAACAGUGCUAUUUCAGGGUGAGAAUGGCAUCAAAGAUGCAUUUUCUGCCAGCAUUCCCUCCGUGCUUUUGCGGCGGCGACGGUGUUGCUUUUGAGGUUUAUGGUAGCUUUGAAUUCUUCAUACUUUCUCAUGAUCGUCUUCUGCUCCUCGUUUGUAAAGUACGCAGUCCUUCACUCUCCAGCCUGCUCUGACGCUCCAGACUGAUCCAUGUUCACGAUUGGUCAGAUGCGGCGGGCUCCGCCUUAUAUGUGUGCACGCGCUCAUGGCAAAGCUGGAUCCACUUAUGAGGUUGAUAACCAGCAUCGUAAAACCGCUUAGCGAGACCGCUUUGCGAGACCGCUGGCUACCGCGCUAAGUUGAGCGAGGUAGCUCCAAGGCUACCUCGCUAGGUUGAACUUGCUUCGUAGAACAGGCCCCAGGCUUGUAGCGCUGGCUGAGUUACCAUGGUUACCAAGCCAUGCUAGACCUAAUAUAAGCCCGGCUUUGAGGUAAGCCAGCUUUGUGGAAUACCCCCCAGAUCUGUCCACCUUUGAGCCCUUCCUUAAAGACGUCAAAAAUCUGAAGGGUUAUCAUGGACAGAGAUUUGAAAAUGGAUCUGCAGAUAAAUGCAGUUGUAAAAGUUUUUAUCAUCUUUGUCUUUAAACAAGGUCAGGUUUUUUUUUUUAUCUUUUAGUGAUUUUGAGAAGGUUAUGCAUGCUUUUAUCACAACUCGUCUUGAUUAUUGUAAUGCACUUUAUUUUGGUGUCAGCCAAACCUCUCUUAAUGGUUUACAGUUUGUUCAAAAUGCAGCAGCUCGUGUUUUAUCUGGUCGCCGUAAACAUGACCACAUUUUCCCUACUUAAGCCUCUCUUCACUGGCUUCCUGUGCGUUUUAGGAUUGAUUUUAAAAUUUUGUUAUUAACUUAUAAAUCUUUAAAAGGGGCUUGCUCCUUUUUCUCUCUCAGACCUUUUAAAACCCUAUAUUUAUCUGGGACUCUCAGAUCCUCUGACCAGCGCCUUCUGACUUUCCCUAGGACAAGAUUAAAGUUCAGGGGUGACCGGGCUUUUUCCAUCGCUGCGCCUAAGCUCUGGAACGCUCUUCCUCUUCAUGUCCGUCUGUCCCCCUCACUGCCUGUUUUUUAAAUCACAUUUGAAAACACACUUUAACUCCUGAGAACUUGGCCUUUUAAUCCUGUUUUUACUGAACCAUCCAUGUCCCCCUGUUUUUAAUGUCUUCCUGUGUUUUUGUUUUAUUGUCUGUGUUAAUUGUCUGUUUUUAUUGUUUUAAAUUUUUUACUGUACAGCACUUUGGUCAGUGUUUUGUUGUUUUUAAAUGUGCUUUAUAAAUAAACUUGGAUUGGAUUGGAUAUUGCUUCAAAGUGAAUUAGAUUUACUCAGUUUAAUUAAAAAGAGUUUUAUUAGUCUGAAAACUGAAUCAGGUGAAAAACAGAAAAAUCAAACAGAAUGAAGAGAUUUCGAAAACAGGGAUUAAACAUGUCUUUAUACACGAAUUAUUGGAGAUAACUCUAUCUCUUUUUCAGUCCUUGCCAUGCUCACUCGACCACCGACAUUGUCUGAGAGUGAGGACAGGGGGCGGGGCCUAGUCGAAGUAACUCCAGACCCUGCUGUCCCAUUGGCUGAUGAAGCUGAUGACGUCAUAAAAACACCGACAGGUUAGUCGUUAAAUAUGUGGAUCUUGGUUUGUAGUUUGAACGGGAUUAAACAUCUUUAUGAAAAAAUUUCUCUGGUCUGUGUUUAAAACUCUGCAGCAGAAGUUUGUCAACGUUUAAACUUUAAAAUCAAAUCGAAUCAAAUCAAAUCUAAAAUAUCUGAUCAUUUAAAAAUUACAGAAACUUUAACAUUUCCACGAAACCAAACAUGUCCAAAGUUCUUACGUUAAAUAAAAAAACAUCUGGAGGAACAUCUCCAACAGGUAAGUCACAUGACUGGGUCACAUGACCGGAGUCUCUCUGACGUUCUGGAUUCUCAGUUCUGGACCAUAGACUGUAUAUAGAAUGGACGCCGUCUGCCUCCUCACGGGAUGAAGCCACUCCGAGUACAGCACCCUCUGUUGAUGGGCUGCAGUAUAGGUCAUAAAUCCCGCCUCCGCCAGCAAAGCUUAUGGGGCUGUGGACCAACUUUAGAAAUUUAUUACACAGAACAUACAUUUUUCUCCCCCCUGCUUGUGAUGUUGACAUGUAGUUAUUGUAAGACUGGUUUGUGCUCAAGUCCUCUUUUUUUCUGUGAAGCUCCAUUUUUAAAAGUUAUUAGGAGGUUCAUAUUUUCUAUGAUUGACACCUGAUACAGCCUAUGGGCGUUCAGGGAUUGAGUAGCUCUCCCGGGGGAUACGCUGUUUGAGCGGAGCGUCAUCACAGUGACUCUCUGCGACUGCGCGGCCGAAUGCACACAACGCUACUGCACAGAGUUUUUUGGCUUCAAAUCCGUAUACAGGCGGUAGGCGGAACCAGGUUGUCCAUAGUAUAUACAGUCUAUGUUCUGGACUUUAAAGGUUCUAGUUUUACGGUGGAACGACCUUCAGUUUCCACAGAGAGAGAGAAGUUCUGACUCCUCAUUUGUUUUUUCUCUUUCAGGAGGUUUUGGUCCUCCUCCUGCAUCUCCUUUGACAGUCUCCCCCAUCCACUCCCUAUCACCAUGUCCCCCUCCUCACCCUCCCCCCACUCCUCCUCCUCCUCCUCGCUGCACCUCCUCUGCUCCUUCUCUCAUUCGUUUGACUUCCUUUCUCUUCUCUCCUGAUUCUUUUGUUCCUCCUCUUUUUACUCCUUCUCCUCCUCCUCGCUGCACCUCCUCCAGGUCUCCAUCUCUGCUCCGUCACUCCUCCUCUGCUCUUUCGUCUUUAAACCCUAAUCCUCCAUGCAUCUCCUCUGCUCCCUCUGUUGCUCCUCUUUCCUCUUUUCUCUCUCCUUCUUUCCGUGCUUCACCUCCUCUCAGGGUCUCUCCUUUUUGUAAUCCUUCACCACCUCGCACCUCCUUAUCUCCUUGCCCUACUUCCAAUUCUUCUCCCUCUGAUCCUCCUCCUUCUCCAUCAUCCUUCAGUUCUCCUCCUCCUCCUCUUCCUUCUCCAUCAUCUGUCACUUCAUCUCCUCCUCCAUCAUCCAUCACUUAUUCUUCUCCUCCUCCUCCUCUAUCAUCUGUCACUUAUCCUCCUCCUCCAUCAUCUUCCACUUCUCCUCCUCCUCCUCCAUCAUCUGUCACUUCUCCUCCUCCUUUCCACAUCCCCUCUGCUCCCUCUUCUUUCCAUCCAUCUCCUACCUGCACCUCCUCAUCUCCCUCUUUAACUUCUACUCCCUCCUUUCUCUCCUGUCCUCCUUUUUCCACUCCCUCUCCUCCUCCUCCUCUUCCCCCAUCAUCAUUCCUUGCUACUCCUCUUUCUUACUCCUCCUCUCAAAGAUCAACUGCUCCCCCUGCUGUGUUUUUAAAGUGUCUUAUUCCUCCUCCUCCCUCCUCUCCUCCUUCUGAGUCUAUUACUUCCUUUGCUCCAGGUUAUCCUCUCACCUCCUCUGCUCCUCUUUUCUCUCUUUCUUCCUCCUCCCCUCCUCCCCCUCUUUCUUCGUCCUCUGCUCCUCCGCCCCCUCUUUCUUUCUCCUCCUCUCCUCCUGUUUCCAGUGCUCCUGCUUCUCCUUUUUCUCCCCUGUCUGUCUCUUCUUCUGUCCCUCCCUCUCUCCAUUUUUCACCUCCAUCCUUGUCUUCAGAUUCUGUCCAUACCACUCCUCUUUCUCCUUCUCCUCCCGCCCCCCCCCCUCCUCAUCCAUGUUGUCCAUGCUCCGUUCUCCUACCCCGCCUCCUCUCAGCUCACAGGUUAGAAGUGCGGCGUCUUCUGCAAGGAGCUCUGGCUUCUCUGGGUCGUCGUCUAGACUCUCUGGAGAGGAGGAGGGGGAGGAAGAGAAGGAGGAGGAGAAGGCAUAGGGGAGAAGAGGAGGCAGGGAGUUCUCCAGGUGAGUUUGAUACGUCUCCUCCUCCCGCUGUUAGCCAAUCAGCUGUAAACUAACCUGACUUAAACUAACCUGGUUUAAACUAACCCUGACUUAAACUUACCUGGUUUAAACUAGCCUGAUUUAAACUAACAUGGAUUAAAGUAACCGUGACUUAAACUAACCUAGUUUAAACUAGCCUGACUUAAACUAACCUGGCUUAAACUAGCCUGUCUUGAACAAACCUGGAUUAAACUAGCCUGUCUCUGACUCACCUGGGGCCUGUUCUACGAAGCAAGUUCAACCUAGCGAGGUAGCCUUGGAGCUACCUCGCUCAACUUAGCGCGGUAGCCAGCGGUCUCGCUAAGCGGUUUUACGACGCUGGUUAUCAACCUCAUAAGUGGAUCCAGCUUUGCCAUGAGCGCGUGCACACAUAUAAGGCGGAGCCCGCCGCAUCUGACCAAUCGCGAACAUGGAUCAGUCUGGAGCGUCAGAGCAGGCUGGAGAGUGAAGGACCGCGGACUUUACAAACGAGGAACAGGAGACGAUCAUGAGAAAGUAUGAAGAAUUGAAAGCUAUCACAAACCUCAGAAGCAACACCGUCACCGCUGCAAAAGCACGGAGGGAAUGCUGGCAGAAAAUGCAUCUUUGAUGCCAUUAUCACCCUGAAAUAGCACUGUUCAACAUGCGCUUUUAACUAAGGUGACAGUCCCCGAAUUGGAUGAUCUGUCCCCGGCUAAAGCUGUCCCCGAAAAUGUCCCCGAUUUAAGCGUUUCAUGAAUGAGAACAAAAAUGUUGCAUGUGGGCAUGAACAACGGUUGUUACAGUAGGUAGGAAGCACAAGUAAGCAGUCCUGAAGAACAGUAUUUACGGGGUUAUUAUAAGGGGCGUGCGCUGCUACUAAAUAGUACCGAGAUGUUGUCUGUGAUCGCGCAGCCCAUGUCCAUUCAUUCCCAAGAUGAAUCAUUCAUUUGUUCAUUCCUUUCGUGUUUACAUGUUUUGUGUAAUAUGUCGGCCAUAUGAGCCUUUCAUGAAGGUGGUCAUCCGGAGAAAACAUUCCCUGUAAACUCUCGCGCGCCGGAGUGCUCCUCCUCGGACAAUGCGAGCACUGAGGUCUACAGGAUCCUCCGAGAACGGACAAGCCAUUUUUCGAGAGAGCUCAUUGGUCAGUGGGCGGGGUUUUUAUGCUCGGUGAGUUCAAUCUGGAACUUAACCUGCCCCGGAGCAGGUUAGCCGUUCAGCGUAUGUUGCUAUGGAGACUCGCCUCGCUAAGAAGUGAACCCGCGUCGUAGAACAGGAAACCCCGAACUUAUCCUCGAAGUUACCUCGCUAAGCAGUAAUCCUGCUUCGUAAAACAGGCCCCUGGUUUAAACGAGCCUGACUUAAUCUAACUUGGUUUAAACUAACCUGGUUUAAACAAACCUGGUUUAAACUAGCCAGACUCAGAUAAACCUGGUUUAAACUAAUCUGGUUUAAACUAGCCUGACUCAUACUAACCUGGUUUAAAGUAGCCUGACUUAAUCUAACCUGGUUUAAACUAGCCUGACUCAGACCCACCCAUUUAAACUAGCCUGACCUAGUCUAACCAGGUUUAAACUAGCCUGACUUAUACUUACCUGGUUUAAACUAGCCUGAUUUUAAAUAACCUGGUUUAUACUAACCCUGAUUUAUACUAACCUGGUUUAAACUAGCCUGACUUAAUCUAACCUGAUUUAAACUAGCCUGACUCAGACCCACCCGUUUAAACUAGCCUGACCUAAUCUAAACAGGUUUAAACUAGCCUGACUUAUACUAACCUGGUUUAAACUAGCCUGAUUUUAACUAACCCGGUUUAAACUAACCUGGUUUAAACUAGCCUGAAUCAGACUAGCCUGGUUUAAACUAGCCUGACUGUGACUCACCUGGUUUAAACUAGCCUGGCCUAAACUAACCUGGAUUAAACUAGCCUGACUUAAACUCACCUGAUUAAAACUAGCCUGACUCAGACCUACUUGGUUUAAACUAGCCUGACUUAAUCUAACCUGGUUUAUACUAGCCUGACUCAUACUUACCUGGUUUAAACUAGCCUGAUUUUAAUUAAAAUGGUUUUAACCAGCCUGACCUAAACUAACCUGGUUUAAACUAGCCUGACUUAAACUAAUUUGGUUUAAACUAGCCUGACUCAUACUCACCUGACUCAUACUCACCUGGUUUAAGCUAGCCUGACUUAAACUAGCCUGACUUAAACUAACCUGGUUUAAACUAGCCUUACGUGAACUGUCGUUUUGUUUUUGUUGUCGCUGGUCGGAGUAAACCGUCCUGACUGGAGCAUCAAAAACAUAAACAUUUGAUCCCGUUUUAACUUUCAGGUUUUGCGUCCCUUCACCAUAGCUCCACCCACCCCCCACCUGUAACUACACGUUCAUCACCUUCAUCUUCAUUCUCAUCAUCAGACAGCGAGGACCCACCCAUCCCAAACACAUCGUCUGGCUUGAACCGAUCAGAGCAGAAGAGGAGCAGAGGAGGGGAGGAUCACAGUGGGAGAGGAAGAAAGAGGAGGAGGAACAACGGUGGAGGGAGAGAACGCCAAAUUUUUCCUGGAGACAAGGAAGAGGAAGAGGAAGAAGAGAAGGAUACUGGAAGAUUUGUGGGGCGGAUGGCGGUCUCUUUUAAAAGAGUAGGAGGAGGAGGGGAGCUGCCCCUCACUCUGCACAACUUUAACCACCGAAAACGCAAAAGAGACGACAGCAGAGCCAGCCAUUCAGAGAUGGCCCUGAGCAUGGUCAGGCGGAAUGGUUACAGAGUGCUGCACAGGUGAGAGAGGGCGAGCGACAGACUGUGAGAGAGAGAGAGAGAGAGAGAGAGAGAGAGAGAGAGAGAGAGAGAGAGAGAGAGAGAGAGAGAGAGAGAGAGAAGAACCAAUCAGAAACUAACAAAUCAAUAAUAACAAUCAUCUGUCUGCUCUCCUCCCUCAGAUCAUCCUCACCUUCUUCCCAGCAUGCCUUGCACCUACUGCAACCCGCCAAGAGUGGUUACACCAGCAGCCAAUCAGAAGCACUCAACAUCUCUUCGGGCCAAUGGUGUUUCUCAGACCUCUCCUCCCCCCUCUCCCCCUCAGCCAAUCACAGCGUCCUCCAUCUCUGUCUAAGCUCCUCCCCCUCCUUCAGUCUCACGCCUUUACUGCGUCUAUCAGUGGUUGCCGUGGAGACCAUGUCAGACCGUGUUAGGGGAGGAGUUUGUGUUCGUCCCCUGCGGUCUCUGGAGGAUUGGACGGCCCCCCCCAGUCUAACUGUUGACCACAGGUGGGCGGGCCUUAUGUGUUUGUUUACAGAGGAUGUCAGACUUUAACCUUUGAACUUUUAACUGUGUUCCUCCUUCAGCUCUUUGAACCUUUACCUGAACACUCACCUGGAAAUUCACUCACCUGUUUGUCUCUCCUUACAGCUAUGUGCGCACGUCAUCACCAAGGUAACGAUCUUCAACAACAGCAAACACUUUUCAAUCAGACUCACCUCUGAUAGACUCACCUGUGUCACACUCACCUGUGUCACGCUCACCUGUGUCGAACUCACCUGUGUUAGACUAACCUGUAUCAGACUCAGACUCACCUGUGUCAGAAUCACCUGUGCCAUCUCACCUGUGUUAUGGGCCUUACACACCAGGCGCGAAUUCGUCAGGCGAAUUAUUCGCCUUUUUUUAAAACAUCAUAAAGUCAAUGGAAGCUUCCACACUGGCGACGAUUUUCACGGGGACGAAAAGCCGCUUUUAUUUUUUCGCUCUUGUGUCGAAUUUUUCGGAUAUUCGCAGGCGAAUAUCUGGACCUGCUAGACCUCUGGCCAAUCAAAAGUCAUGUUGUUGAUGACGUCACAGACCCAUAUGGCUAGAGGAGAGGGAUAAGUUUGAGAUUGUGAAAACGCAGAGAAAGACAGCUGAGGUGCAUCCAAAACGCUUUCUAAUUACUAAAGAAGUAGUUUUUUCACAAGAUGACACUCUCUUGUCUUCCUUAGGAGACAGAUGUCAUGCACACUUCACAGGAUGACCGCCUCAUCAUGCCUGAUUCUCCCUCUUAGCUGUUUGACAUACCGAUGAUCUGCAGCUACAGGGCCAACAGAAUGACCAGACAAAUUGAAGGAUCUCUGCUCAGCCCUCGCCUCUCCUGGCUGCUGCGGCGUCUCUCACAGCUUUUCCUCCUCUUUCUCCCUCGCUCAUAAUGCUAGACAUGUCAAUCAGCAGCCGUUCACACGACACACACCACCACUGGCACCAAGAGCAACGAUGGGAGAGAGGCUGGUAAUUGCGGUACAGGACCACCCCGCAUGUAUACGCAUAUUCGCUUCGCGCCCGGUGUGUAUAGGUGAAAGCGAUUUUUCGGACCGGCGAAUAUUUUUGCAUUUUCGUCUCGCUUUUUCGCUUCGCUCCGCAAAUUCGCCGGUGUGUAAGGACCUUUAGACUUACCUGUAUCAGACUCAGACUCACCUGUAUCAGACUCAGACUCACCUGUGUCACACUCACCUGUGUCACACUCACCUGUGUUAGACUCACCUGUAUCACACUCACCUGUGUCAGACUCACCUGUAUCAGACUUAAACUCACCUGUAUCAGACUCAGACUCACCUAGCCUGGCCUGGCCAUCCUGUUGCGUGAAUCACUUGCCGUUCCUUCCCACAACAGUCUGGACUUCGGCCCAUUGGGAGCGUGUAUUCCCGAUCAGAAAAUAACCGGGCCAAUCAGAGACCGUGUUUCCACUGUUACCCGUACAACAGGGAAAGGCAGCCCCUGAUUGGUCCAUGUGUAAAUGGUGACGUCCAACACAUGCUGCGGGACUUUUCAAAGCCCUGUUCAUUCAGAAUGCCGUUAAUUCUGCAGUUGACUUUGCAAUGUCGGCAGAAAUCGUUUAUAUCUGACGUCUUCUUCGGAUAUAAACAUUUCUACCGACUUUGCAGAGUCAAUAGUGUUCUGAAUGAUCGGGGCUUUAAAAAGUCCCGCAGCAUGUGUUAGGCAUCUCCAUCUACACAUGGACCAAUCAGGGGCUGCCUUUCCCUGUUGUCCGUGUAAUAGUGGAAACGCGGUCUCUGAUUGGCCCGGUUAUUUUCUGAUCGGGAAUACACGCUCCCAGUGGGCCGAAGUCCAGACUGUUGUGGGAGGAACUGCAAGUGAUUCACGCAACAGGAUGGCCCAGCCAGGCUAAGACUCACCUUUAUCAGACUCAGACUCACCUGUGUCAGAUUUACCUGUGUCAGACUCACCUGUAUCAGACUCAGACUCACCUGUGUCAGAUUCACCUGUAUCAGACUCACAAGUUUUAGACUCACCUGUGUCAGACAAUCCUUUAUUACACUCCCAGUUUAAAGUCAAAAUCAGCUGAUUUUCUGUGUUUCCUCUUCCUCACCAUUCGCACACAGAUCCUUUUUUCUGAAAACCAUUUGAUCUCUGUGUUUGACUUUCUGUCCUCACAGAUAUUUUAUUUUGAAGGUGCAGUCUGUUUGUUUGCUCUGACCAAUCAGAGCAGAGCUCUGUUUCAUUAAAAACCCUGACUGUCAUUCACACCAAGAACAAUGAGAAUCAGUGACUUCAUCGACGCUCAAAUCUUCUGUAUUUACUCAGUUCUCUGGAAAAACUUCAUUUGUGGGUUAGUAUUGUGUCUGCGGAGCGUCCAAUCACAGGUGUGGUUACAGAGAGAGGCGGGGCUCCUGCAGGUCAGGUCCGUCUAUUUCCACAGUGACCAUAUUAGAGGUUGAUCUGUGGACCUCCUGAUUCUGUCCUCCAGCUGAGAUCUUCUUUAGUCCCGUCUCAGAGUCACAGACCGGCUCAGAUGGUCUCAGACUGUCUCCAUCGUUAAUCUCCGCAGGUCGGUUGUUGACAUACGUCACCUGAGUGUCUCAAUGCUGAUUGGUUAUCACGGCACAAACAUUCGCUUGAGCUCAGCUAUUUUUAGCUCUUGUGUUUGAAGCGAGUCGUGUGUCGGACACAACGCGAAUUGCGUCAUCUGCGCUGACAGUCUGCUCAAUUCGCACUAUUCGCACUAUGCAAUUCGGAAGUAGUACUUAAGUCUGAUCAUGUUUUUGCAUCGACUUUACUCGUAAUUCGCUCACAGUAAUGAUUUUACUCGUGCUUGGCAUGAACACAAGGUCAUUGUUCUUCUAUAGAGGUUAUUAUAGCGGACUGAUUUCUGUGUGUGUGUGCGUGUGUUCAGCCCUGUUUUUCCCGCCCGGCGACUGCAGAGACAACGAGCCAAUCACAGCACCCGUAGCAUCCAUCUGCCUCGGCGACGGGCCUUGCCCCUCCCCCCAAGUUCUGCCCCACUCCCCAUCAGCCAAUCAGCAACAGACUGUGAAUUUCUGAACACCAAUGGAGAGGUGGAGUCACAGAACUAUUCUGUUAAAAAAAAUAACGACAACUUUUUUUGUCUUUCUAUGAUUUUUCACUUUCAUCACUUACUUUGUUUCAUAAUUUACAUCAGCGUGGGAAACGUGUCUCACAGAUCAGAAUCCGCAGAGCGUCGCCACGGGAAAUGCCACUCACUCCAAUGGGCCUGCCAAAGGUCAAAAGGUCAGUGUUGGAAAUGUACAUUGAAGAAUAAAAAAACAGUUAAAAAAAUCAAUAAAAAAUAAAAAACUGUAUUUCAGGUUAAAGAAGAAAGAGUUCAGCCUGGAGGAGAUUUACACCAACAAGAACUACAAAUCCCCGACCACCAACAGGUAAAAGAACUACAAAUCCCAACUCAAAGCUCCAUGAUUAACCAGAACUCAAACCAUACCAACAAACUCCCUGCAGAAGUUUAGAGACCAUCUUUGAAGAGCCACGCGACAAGGAUGGGGCGCCGUUUGUGAUUGGCCAGCAGAAAAGGCGGAGACUCCUCCUCUUUCCUGACUUCACUCAGCCGAGGAAGAGGAAGAAGCCUGCAGGUUUCUCCACAAUAAACACAAUAAACUACACAUAAAACGACACAAAAUAUGACUAACUUGCACAAUAAACUACACACCAAAUUACACAAAAUAUGACACCAAACUACACAAAAAUUGACACCGAACUACACACCAAACUACACAAAAUAUGACUAAACUGCCCAAUAAACUACACACAAAAUAACACAAAAAAUGACACCAAACUAUACACUAAACACUAAACUAGACUACACCUUAAACUACUACAAAAAUACACAACUAAAAAAUAAGCUACACACCAAAAUUCACAAAUAAAUGAACUUACUGAACUGUACACCAAACUACAUACUAAACUACCAAAAACUACUCAAUUAACUAUGUUAUAAAUGACACUCUCAGCUUCAAUAACAAAAAAAUGUACACACUUGCAUUUAAACUACAUACCUAAACUGCUGAAAACUUUGCCAUAUAUUAAACUACUGAUUAAACUACAAACAGUAAAACACACAGAAUAUCAAACCCUGAAUGAACAAAGGAGACACUAAAUUACAAAUUAAACUACUCCAAACUUUACACCCAUUUAUAAGAUCAAGUACCUUCAGAUACACAAAUCUCACUACACACCAAACUACAAAAUGUUGUGGACAUUUUUUUGCUUGUAGUUGUAGUUUGAUCUGUAGUUUGAAGCUCAGACAGUUUAAAACUGUAUAUUUUUGUAUUUUUUUACUGUAGUUUAGAGAUCAGAGUUUAAAACUGUAUAUUUUUGAAGUUUGUUCUGUUGUUUAGAGCUCAGAGUUUAAAACUGUAUAUUUUUGUAGUUUGUUCUCGUAGUUUAAAGCUCAGAGCCUUUGUUGUUGUAGUAGUAGUUUGAUCUGUAGUUUAGAGCUCAGAGGUGUUAGUUGUUGUAGUUUUAAUUGUAGUUUAGAGCUCAGACAGGGUUUAAAACUGUAUGUUUUUGUAGUUUUUUUCUGUUUAGAGCUCAGAGGUGUUUGUUGUAGUUUUAUUUGUAGUGUAGAUUUCAGACAGAGUUUAAAACUGUAUAUGUUUGUAGUUUUUUUCUGUAGUUUAGAGCUCAGAGCUGUUUGUUGUAGUUUGUUCUUGUAGUUUAGAGUUCAGAGUUUAAAACUGUUGAUUUUUGUAGUUUGUUUCUGUAAUUCAGACCUCAGUGGUGUUUGUUAUUGUUUGUUUUUUAAUCAUCGCCUUCAAUCACAAUCUUCACUCUGACCUCAGGUUACCUGUCUUUGUUAGGGGUGGGACUUCCUGUUGCAACCAUGCCCAGGAAGCGGGCAGCUGCUCGCCGUCACUGUCAUGGCAGCCCUGCUGAUGAGUCGGACCUGGACGUGAUGCUGGUGGAGCGACUGAGCGCACUGGAAGACUUCCUGGCGAGGCAGGGCCUGGAUGUGUGAGCUUUGACAUCACCUCCUGUACCAUUAACCAAGGCCAAAUAAACAGAGCUGCUAUCAUGCCCGCUACUGCUGUGUUACCAUAGUAACGCCCUCAGCACACGGCGUAGCAGGCUCUUCCACUUUGUGUUUUUUGUAGUUUACUUUGCAGUGUACCUGAUGUUUGAUUUUUUUCAGUGUAGGCUGUUUAAAAUUGUGACUCCCAAAUAUUUAAGAUUUUAACCCUUUUGUGUUUUUUUAGUGCGGGUGACGCUCUGAGAUCAGGUGACCCGGACAGGCCACACCCCCUGCAGGGCACAGCUGACUUUAUUUGACAUGUUUUGUGAAGUACUGUGUAGUACUACCUGAGUACUGUUCAGUACUACUUGAAUACUACACAGUAAUACCUGAGUACUUUGUAGCAGUAGCAGCUGGUCAGGAGAGAGCAACAUCCCCCUCCCCCCCCCAGGAGAGCAGCAGGCAGCAGUUACUGAAGCAGGAAGAAGCAAGGCGACUCAGAGCACCGAUCAUGGUGCCCAAACUGCACCGAAGGAAACUGAGACGUGAAGAGCUGAGACAAAUCCUGAAACACCACUCAGGAGAGGACCUGAGUGAAGACUGUGAUAGCUGUGGACUCUGUUUGAGGUCUUUGCAAGAGUCUAGAAGUUGGACUUUGGUGUCCGUCCGAUGACAGAGAACUCGGCCUGCGAUCAUUUUUGAAAGACUGGUUUCCGAAAAAGUCUCGGCUAAUAUCAGGAUCAGAUUUGACUCACCUCAGAGAAAAAACUCUGAGCACAUGAAGACGAAGUCCAUCGCUGUAAAUUACUUCUGCCCUUCCUCUGUCAUGCGCUUGUUUUAGCGCCCCCUGGGGGAGAGUGAACCAGCUGCCACUGCUGCAGAGUAGAGUGUGAGAACUGCAGGGCUGAAGUAUGUGGAGUUUUUAAAGUGUAAUAUAUAUUUCUGCUGAUAUUGUGUCUAUUUUUGGAGCAAAUAAAGUUUGUUUCUCUUCAC
Molecule: messenger RNA, 20477 nt
Organism: Xyrichtys novacula (pearly razorfish)
Lineage: Eukaryota; Metazoa; Chordata; Actinopteri; Labriformes; Labridae
Source: the annotation of a GenBank genome assembly